AUGGCCGUGCCCGGUGAAAUUAAAUUAAUGAAAGAUUGCUACUUUGCUCAUAACGAAAGAGACCAAUUCAGCGCUGCCCUUAACGCAAUGUGCUUGCAGCUUUCUCUCAAGACAAAGCAAAAACAGGUCAUUUGCCUCUGCAACUUUGACAUAAACACGGGCAUGUCCACCGAGCCAUGCAGGAGCGCGCUCAACUCCAUCUCCUACUGCUCCCCCCAGCAGAGCCAUCACCUGAACCCGACGCAGCAAGAUGCUUCGGUAAUCUGCAGUGCGAAUCAAGAACUGGAUUACUACUACCGCUUCUACGACGUGGACGAGGCGGCGUUUGAUGGCAACGAGGUGGAGCUCGUCUCCAGGGUCUCCAAGCUCGGUAGGGUGGACUACUUGAGCUCGCCGUACCAGCCGUCGUGGCCGACGGCGGCAGCGCACGCCGCCGGGUCUUCGUCGGAGACGUCGCGCGUUAGGAAGAAGAGGUUCUGGGACGUUCUUCAGAGCUGCAAGCAGAAGGUCGAGGCCCAGGAGGCUAUGGAGGCGCCGGCGGCGGCGUUCCUGGAUGGUGAGGGUGACGGGGUCGGUGCCGGUGAUGGGGGUGACGGAGGCGGCGGUGGUGGUGGUGGAGGGGGGGCUGACGGGAUGCGGCUCGUGCAGCUGCUGGUCGCCUGCGCCGAGGCGGUGGCGUGCCGCGACCGCGCGCAGGCGGCGGCGCUGCUGCGCGAGCUGCAGGCAGGCGCGCCGGUGCACGGCACGGCGUUCCAGCGAGUCGCGUCGUGCUUCGUGCAGGGGCUCGCCGACCGGCUGGCGCUGGCGCACCCGCCGGCGCUGGGCCCGGCGAGCAUGGCGUUCUGCAUCCCGCCGUCGUCGUGCGCCGGGCGCGACGGCGCGCGCGGCGAGGCGCUCGCGCUGGCAUACGAGCUCUGCCCGUACCUGCGGUUCGCGCACUUCGUGGCGAACGCGUCCAUGCUGGAAGCCUUCGAGGGAGAGAACAACGUCCACGUCGUGGACCUCGGCAUGACGCUCGGCCUCGACCGCGGCCACCAGUGGCGCGGCCUCCUCGACGGCCUCGCCGCGCGUGCCAGCGGCAAGCCGGCGCGCGUGCGGGUCACCGGCGUCGGCGCGCGCAUCGACACCAUGAGGGCGAUCGGACGAGAGCUCGAGGCGUACGCGGAGGGGCUAGGGAUGUACCUCGAGUUCACCGCCAUCGACCGUAGCCUCGAGAGCCUCCACACCGACGACCUCGGCGUCGACGCCGACGAGGCCGUCGCCAUCAACAGCGUCCUGGAGCUCCACUGCGUGGUGAAGGAGAGCCGCGGGGCGCUCAACUCGGUGCUCCAGACCAUCCGCAAGCUGUCUCCCAGGGCGUUCGUGCUCGUCGAGCAGGACGCCGGUCACAACGGGCCCUUCUUCCUCGGCCGGUUCAUGGAGGCGCUCCACUACUACGCCGCCCUGUUCGACGCGCUCGACGCCGCGCUCCCGCGCUACGACGCCCGCCGCGCGCGCGUCGAGCAGUUCCACUUCGGUGCGGAGAUCCGCAACGUGGUCGGGUGCGAGGGCGCGGCGCGCGUGGAGCGGCACGAGCGCGCGGACCAGUGGCGCCGCCGCAUGAGCCGCGCGGGCUUCCAGUCCGUGCCGAUCAAGAUGGCCUCCAAGGCGCGCGAGUGGCUCGACGACAACGCCGCCGCCGGCGGCUACACGGUCGCCGAGGAGAAGGGCUGCCUCGUGCUCGGCUGGAAGGGGAAACCGGUCAUCGCCGCCUCGUGCUGGAAAUGCUAGACCACCACAAGGUGGCCGGCCGGCCGGAGAGAGGUAUAUGCGUCAAUGCGUGGACGUAAAUAAAGAGAGAUCGAUCGAUCGAACACCAUUAUCCAUGGAUGGUGAGCUCAGCUGACACCAUGACGUUCAAGCUAUCUCAUCUGUAUGAGCAUCAGCACUUGUAUAAAUAAGCCCCUCUGCUUAAUUAGAGGCUUUUUGUUUAACAAUUGGUGUGUAGGUUUUAAUGUUUAAUUAGCUCAUCUAACUGCGUACAGGAGGGUUUUCAUGUACCUUAUAUACUUAUAUCUUCCUUUUUAUUUAUUUAUUACUGGG
Molecule: messenger RNA, 2082 nt
Organism: Oryza brachyantha (malo sina)
Lineage: Eukaryota; Viridiplantae; Streptophyta; Magnoliopsida; Poales; Poaceae
Product: GRAS family protein RAD1-like
Exons: 3
Coding region: 1-1770 (589 amino acids)
Biological process (GO): regulation of DNA-templated transcription
Cellular component (GO): nucleus
Molecular function (GO): DNA-binding transcription factor activity; sequence-specific DNA binding
Source: RefSeq, a predicted model, not a curated record